AUGUCUCUCAAUGGGCUAGACACUGCCGCUGUCGUCGAAGCCUACCAAUGUGCUCUGGCUGAUGCAGGUGGAUGGUUUCUUCUAUACUACAUUGCCAGAGAUGAGGUGGCUUUGCUCGAGCGAGGCACCGGUGGGGUGCCCGAGGUGCGCAACGCUAUCGACAACUAUGAGGAGACGUCGCCGCUCUAUGGCUUCCUGCAGUACCGGCGAAGGAAGGUCAUUCUCCGGUACAUGCCCGAAGGGCUGUCCCGGCUCAUUUUAGCGCGAAGCAACGUUCAGUUUUCGUCUGUUCUUGAAAAGUUCACCCCGAACGACACAGUGCUCGUCUUGACUCAAGCCUCCGAUCUCAAUGAGAGUGCCCUCUCAUCCGCAUGUCUCCUUCAUACUGCCUCGGGAUCAAUAACCUCCUCGUCGAGCUCGCUGCGGAGACGUCGGUUGAUGGAAAUAACGGAAGAUGCGGAGGAGAGUGGUACAAAGGAGGAAAAGCAACCGCCGCAAGAACCCCAAGAACCCCCCAGUGAAGUGAGGCAAAGGUCAGGCAGCCUGAAGUCAGAGGCAACUGUCGUGCCACCAGUCGCUUCUUCCCCCGAGAUCGAACAGUCCUCACCUGAUCUCCAUCCACCUCCUUCGCGAGCAAGCUCCCGACCCCCACCUUCUCGCGGAACUCCUAGUGAAACGAACUCAGAAUCCAUGUCUCCUACCCCUCAAUCCCCGGCUUCUAGCUCGGGGCGCUCCAAAUACAGAAAUAUCCUCGACGAGUUUCCCCGGCCAUCAGACGAAGCACGGCUGUCCACGCAAUCGACACGUCCUUCACUACGAGAAUUGGAACGCGCAUCCACAUACUCUUCAACGCCAAAGGUCAAACUGGGCCCCCGACCUUCCUUAGACCAAAGUGGACGUCCCCGCACGUCCGGAAGCUCCAAGAAUGCUGAGCAACGGCCCGUUGCGUCCCUCCCCUCUAAUAUGCGUUCAUCCUCGGUGCGAAAACAAAACGUUGUGGAGCCUCCUCGCCCCCGAUCCCAAGGCAGUUCUUUUGCGACCAGACCUAACAGCCGUGCACCGCCGAUCCCCCCACUCCUCGUCCCUCCUCCGAGUAUUCCCAUUUCGAGACCCCAACUGUCCCCGGGUGCCAAAUCCUUGGGUGCACUGUCUACCUCUUCCGGAUUAACCCCCGAAAAGGAACGACUGAUGAAGGCGCUACAGCAACGACGAAAAGCCAUGGCCAAACGAGCGGAAGACACCAAGAGGAAGUCAAGCAUUGCCGAAGUCGACGAGCCAAAGGCGCAAGCCGAGACCACAAACCUGGAGGAAAACAAGGAGAAUCUCAAUCCGACAUCGGCUGGACCAGAGAAGUUUGAGCCAGGGCCAGAGCUGGACCAGAUAGCACGCGAGCAAUCUUCGGAUCUCCCUCUUCGAACUUUUGAAUCACCUGCACCCGAACUACGUCAUGAGAUUCCAAUGAAGAAUGAAGAAUCCCCAAUCCUGAUUCCGAGCGAGACUUCCGAACCAGAGCCAAUGGCUGACAUUGCUGUGUCAGAUUCCGAAGACAGACCAUCCUCGCAUACUUCGGGCCCUGGUGGUGACACCACAUUCUCUACUGAACUUGGGGAUCUCUCAGAAGUCAUAAAGUCAGAGACGCCUCAGACUGUCCCUGAAGAUGAAACACGCGCCGAGCUCGGCGACUCCGCAAUUUCUGUCCAAACUGAGACUAAGGAGGAACUAGUGUCCCCUAGCGUGAUUGUCGGAGCGCCCCUUGUCCCGGUUUCCACUGAGGUUCCAGAAGUUCCAGAACAAUUGCCAGAACCCAAAGAUUCUCCUUCACCCCCGCCAGAGACCCCUGCUUCUGUGAGUGAGCAGCUGGAGAUUUCCGUGGUGGAGCCAACCCCCGAAGAAACCCCUGAGUCGGCCGAUAUUUCCGCUAAGUCGCCAACGGGUACCCCACCUAGUCCUGAAGUCGAAGCCACCACGGUCGCACCUGUCACCGUGUCAAUUGACCCCGUUCCACUGAAUGAGCAUGCCCUCGAUGAUCCAAGCACCCAAAAAACAAAACAAAUCCCCCUAGACCAGCGACGAAAGAUCCACCUAGAACCAAUCCAGGUUCCAACUCUUGAAUACUCGGAUGAAGACUGCCUGCUUUCGGACGAUUCUUUCAUGGAGGAAUUGCGAUCUGCCACAGUGCAGGAGGCCCGACCUGUUGCCGUUAGCUCGCCUAAUGGUGGUCAACACUGGAGAAGCCCAUCCCGCGCCGUUUCGAGCCCCCAUGGCUUUCCAUCUCCUUCCGCGUCCCAAACCCUCACCGUUGGCGGCCGGUCUACGUCGACCUCAUACCUCGACAAUCGUCCUGUGACCCCGGUGCUCAUGGCGAAGAAAGUGAAUGUUUCAUCAGGCAUCUCCAGCCGCAUUAAAGCCUUGGAAAAGUUCUCGAGCCGAGAGGGCACUCCUAACCCAACUUUAAACGGACCUGGACCAUCCGCCUCUUCUUCCUUUGAGAAUCUCCGCAAGCGUGCUUCGGUCUCCUAUUCUGGCGAUAUUACCCUACCUGAUUUCUCUCGUGCGCCAAGCGUCAACCUACACGACUCGCGCCCUACCACUAGCAUGUCACGCCGCCAGAACUCGAUCUCCGUGACAGCCCCUAUUGUGCGCGAUUCAAAUGACUCACCAGCCCCCUCGGGCUCAGAUCGUUUCGAGUCCGAUGUCCUCAACCUCCAACCCACCCCGCUGAGCGUGGAACAAGAGCAUUCUGCGCCUCAAAGCUUGACCCCACCCCCACCGGUGGAACCUGCCAGCCAUAUGGAGGAUCGCAGCAUGUCUAUGUCAUCCACUGGUUCUAACCGACAGACCCCCAUUUCUCGCCCUGCCAGUCGGCUGUCGUUGUCUUCACGCGCAAAGACUGACGAAAAUCUGCAGUCGUCCUCUCCGACCACUGAGGACAAGAAAUUGUCUCGUGCCUCACGCCUGAUGCGUCGCAUGUCAUCGAUCACGUCCACUUCUCGUCGCAGCAUCAUUGGAGCUCUGAGCUCACCUGUUCGGGAGGAAGACCUCGCCUCCAUCACUGCUGGCGAAUCAGCCAUAUCCCCGGCAUCCUCGCAUCAUAACCUGUCGAAACCCAUCGAGAUUGGCGAGGUCAAUGUACAGUUCCCUGAUACUCUUCUCUGGAAACGUCGACACAUGCGCAUUGAUGAGAAUGGAUAUGUUGUGCUCACGCCUGGCACCACCGACGCGACUGCUCGCAAUAUGAUCAAGCGCUACCACCUCACCGAGUUCCAAAGACCCUGCCUCCCCGAUGAGGACAUGCAAGAACUGCCCAAUAGCAUCCUACUAAACUUUUUGGAUGGCAGCACUCUUCAGUGUGCUUGCGAAUCUCGACAGGGACAGACCUCCGCCCUACAAAGUCUUAUUGACGCUCACACCGCCAACCAAUCAUAG
Molecule: messenger RNA, 3426 nt
Organism: Penicillium odoratum
Lineage: Eukaryota; Fungi; Ascomycota; Eurotiomycetes; Eurotiales; Aspergillaceae
Exons: 4
Coding region: 1-3426 (1141 amino acids)
Source: RefSeq, a predicted model, not a curated record